CCCCCUGACCUUGCCUCAUCUCCAUCCAACUCAUCCUAUAUAUAUAGGAUGAUGCCGUCCAUAUAUCCAUCAUCCACACACACACACAGCAUUGUCAUUUAGUCGUUCUUGCUUGCUGCUGCUGAAAAACUUUCAUGCUAGCAUCCCCUGCUCAGAAGAAACAGAGCUCUAGAGGUCUGUCUUUUCAUCUUGGUUUUGUUCUUGGUUCGUCGAGAAGAAGAUAGUUUUUUUGAGGUGCAAGCUAGGGAUUGAGCAGGUCGGCCAUGGAGGAUGUGGCCAAAUUCUUUUUUGGGAUUUCGGGGAAUGUCAUUGCUCUAUUUCUCUUCCUAUCCCCGGUGCCUACUUUCUGGAGGAUCAUUCGGAACAAAUCAACGGAGGAAUUCUCCGGGGUGCCAUACAACAUGACGCUCCUCAACUGCCUCCUCUCCGCCUGGUACGGGCUGCCCUUCGUGUCCCCGAACAACGUCCUGGUGUCGACGAUCAACGGCGUGGGCGCGGCGAUCGAGACGGUGUACGUGGUGAUCUUCCUCGUCUUCGCGUCCAGCAGGAAGGCGAGGCUCCGGACGCUCGGCCUGGCGUCGGCCGUCGCGGCGGUGUUCGCGGUCGUGGCGCUCGUCUCCAUGCUCGCCCUGCACGGCCGGGCACGCAAGCUCCUGGCCGGCCUCGCCAUGACUGUCUUCUCCAUCUGCAUGUACGCCUCGCCCCUCUCCAUCAUGAGGAUGGUGAUCAAGACGAAGAGCGUGGAGUACAUGCCGUUCCUGCUGUCGUUGGCGGUGUUCCUGUGCGGCACGUCGUGGUUCAUCUACGGCUUGCUCGGCCACGACCUCUUCGUCACGAUCCCCAACGGGUGUGGGAGCGUCCUGGGCGCCGCGCAGCUCAUCCUGUACGCCGUCUACCGGAACAACAAGGGCAACGCUGCUGCCGGCGCCGGAAAGAUGCAGGGCGACGACGUGGAGAUGUCCGUCGACGGCAGGAACAACAAGGUCGCCGACGGCGACGACAGCGGUGCCAGGGAGUCGAAGAAGGCCGGCAAGAUGGUCAGCCAGGUUUAGCUAGAUCGAUCAAACAAGCUGCCAUAUGACGUACUACUUUUUUUGUACUACCUGUUUACUGCAAGACUCGGGCGUGUUGACCUUUUAUAUUUGGCCACACUAGAGGACUUGCUUUUGUACCACCUUUUAUCUGUUUGUAACCCAAGAUGUAGUAUUGCAUAUACGGGUACUCAAGUCUGAAGCUGCCUUUUCUACUGGCAAAUUGAGUACAUAUAUACUAGAAAAGGAAUACGCGCCAUCCGAUCAAAUAAAGUCUACAUUAACUGCGAA
This is a messenger RNA of Hordeum vulgare subsp. vulgare (domesticated barley), 1322 nucleotides long. Its product is annotated as bidirectional sugar transporter SWEET1b-like. NCBI's taxonomy places the organism in Eukaryota, Viridiplantae, Streptophyta, Magnoliopsida, Poales, Poaceae. The transcript has 6 exons. Gene Ontology annotation, biological process: carbohydrate transport. Gene Ontology annotation, cellular component: membrane. The record is from RefSeq and is a predicted model, not a curated record. Gene Ontology annotation, molecular function: sugar transmembrane transporter activity. The coding region runs from base 264 to 1052 and encodes 262 amino acids.